Engraulis encrasicolus (European anchovy) is the source of this 6541-nucleotide messenger RNA. RefSeq lists its product as uncharacterized. Lineage: Eukaryota; Metazoa; Chordata; Actinopteri; Clupeiformes; Engraulidae. Gene Ontology annotation, cellular component: membrane. Gene Ontology annotation, biological process: transmembrane transport; monoatomic ion transport. Bases 315 to 6344 code for a protein of 2009 amino acids. Gene Ontology annotation, molecular function: voltage-gated potassium channel activity; protein-containing complex binding. The record is from RefSeq and is a predicted model, not a curated record. The transcript is spliced from 40 exons.
GCAACGGCACCGAUUCCAUUGUGCUUGGUAUGUAAACGAAACACCCUUCACAAAACAAGAGUGCAGACUAUUUCGUUGGCCUGCGUAAGCAAACAGAGAACCAAGCAACAUUUAUGAGGGAAAAAGGUAAACGAGAGAACCUUAAAGCUAGCUACCACGUAGCUGAACUUGUAGCUAAAUCAAAAAAGUCACAAAGUGGCAGAGACGCUAAUAUUACCUGCCUGCAAAGCCAUUGUAAAUGAGAUGCUUGGACCUUAAGCGGUUAAAGAAAUAGCCAAAGUCCCACUCUCAAAUAACACAAUUUCCAGACAUUGAUGACAUGUCUGCUGACAUCGAAAGUGUGGUUUUGGAAAAGAUCCGUAUCCGUGAGAAAUUUGCGUUGCAACUUGACGAGGCUGAUAUUAGUGGACAUGCGCAACUCCUGGCCAAUGUUCCAAACAGUAUGCACAGGGGCUCAUGUUGCCCAGCCAAGAUUCUGUUCACAAGAUUUCAACUGGCUGCAGUUGAUACCAGAAGUUUCAACCAAUUUGUCCGGAGUGUCAGAUAUGACGCUUUUUGGCUAUUCUAUUUACUGGUCUGCAAUGACAUUGAGUGCUGUUGGGUUUGGUGACAUUUUUGCCGUUAGAAGUGAGGAGACGUAUUAUGCCGUUAUCACAAUGAUUCUUGGGCUCUUUGCAUUCAGUGGAGUCAUUAUGACAGGAAUGAGUUCUACUAUAAGCAACUUGGAUUCUGAGCGUGGAAAAUUCUACAGUCGAAUGGAUGCAAUUCGUAUCCACAUGACACAUAUGGGAUUGCCUCAGGAAGUUCAAACGUGGACAUACAAGUACUACUAUUAUUUGUGGUUAUACCGGAAGGGCAAUGCUGCAGUUGGAUUAUGGGCCAGAGACCUACCGUAUACUUUACAUUCAGCAGUUUCUACUGAAACCCACAUACCAAUGUUUAAAAAGGCUACCAUAUUUGAUGACUUAAAUGACGGCUUGAUGAGAGCAGUGAGUGCGAAAGUAAGCACAUCCACAUACAGCCCUGGUCAAAUUUUGGUACAAAUGGGACAAGUCAAUCAGAAUGCAUUCUACGUUGAAAAUGGACUAGUGGAGGUAUUUGGGGAAAAUGAAGACAAAAUUGCUUCAUUACUGCCAGGAUCACUAAUUGGAGAAGUCAAUCUUGUUUUCAAGAUGCCAAGAAAUGCUACAAUUGCUGCCGCAACUUUAAGUGAAAUCUCUGUUUUGGAACAUAAGGAUCUUGUCUCACUGCUGGCUGAUUAUCCAGGAGCGGGUCUGCAGGUUGCAGAAGCAGCAAGAUCACGGCUCCAAAAUGUUAAAUAUCCCCUGUGGGAAGCUUUUCAUUUAGCACUGGCUAAAAACCCAAGAAAUGUUGCUAUUCACCAGAAUACUUCUGUAGACAUGAAGCCAAAGGACCAAAGAAUAUUAAAUCUAUUCAUGGAGUUCAUGUAUCAUCAACUGAAGAGCAGACCUAUAUCAUUACAUUCAUCUGAUGAUUCAAAGGUUCUAGGUGUACCAACAUUCCGUCCAGAUACGAGAUUUGUCAAAACAUGGGAGAUGGUCAUAAUUUGGUGCAUGACCGUAUCAGUAUUUUUGGAAAUUUGGGUGAUCACAUUUGCAUAUAACUUGGACACAGCAGGGUUCUACUACAAGGGUUGGGAACUAUUUUUUCUUGUUGUCUGCGUGCUAAUUGAUGUUGUUGCAAUAAUUGACAUAUUUAUCACUCUUCGCAUAGAAAUAAUGACAAAAGAUGGUUAUUUGUCUGAUUUUAAAAGUAUAUUCAACGCCUAUUGGAGAUCAAGAAAUUUACACUUUGACAUCUUGGCUAUAUUCCCUUCUGACUUCUUUGCCUUUCUUUACACGGGAGAAUAUCUAUGGAGACACUUGCCUAUUUUCAGAGUAAAUCGCCUCAUCUGGAUUCGUAAGAUUUACUUACAUUUCAAAAGAAGAGAGAAGGACCUUGAAAAUAACCUAUUUGUGCAAAGAACUGCAAAGUGUAUUUUUUUCCUGAUUUUGUCGCUACAUGUUUGCGCUGGGUGUUUGUACGUCACAGGAUGCAGAGAAAGACGCUGUGACUUUUCGACAUGGGCAAGCGAUGCAGGUUUAACAAGACCCCAAAAGAAUUUUUAUCAUUACAUGCUUUCUAUGUAUUGGACUGUUUGCACAAUGACAAAGAUUGGAUAUGGUGAUAUUCUUCCAAGCACAAUGGCAGAUAAGAUGGUAGUCACUGCUGUUGCCUUAUUUGGAUUGUUUGUCUUCAACUAUAUAAUCAGUGAAAUUUAUGCUACAACAGCCAACAAAAAUAUGUCUAGGGUGUUAUAUCAGAAUUUCCUUACAUCAGCCAACCUUUUCAUGAGACGACACAAUAUUAGUUUAUCUCUCAGAAAAAGAGUCACCGAUUACCUCAGUCUUCUGUGGUCAAGAUAUCAAGGUGAAGCAUACCCAGGAGGACCCUUUCUACUGCAUGACUUACCUAAAGAACUCCAAAAUAUUGUUCUCGUGAAGGAGAGGGGGAGAUUUUUGUCCAAGGUUCCUUUUUUUGAGCAAGCUGGGUCAGAAUUUAUUCAGGACAUUGCAUCUGUAGCAGUGAUGUACUACUUUCCACGAGGAGAAAUAAUCCAGUACAGUGAGACAUUAACAAGAGAGCUCUUUUGCAUUGUCCGAGGGACAUGUCAGAUUUUAACAGAUAAUUUGUCAAAUAUUGUGGCUCUAUAUGGAGAAGGAAUGUACUUUGGAGAGGUUGGAUUUUUGUUUGGAAAACCAGCUUUGAUGACAGUACGUGCAAAGACACACUGUGAGAUAUUAUCCAUUCAUUUUGACCACAUGAUGGAAGUCAUUGAAAAGUACCCGAACAUGAAAAGGCAGAUGGAAUAUUUACAGACAAAAUCUGACUAUCACAAAGAUGUUACGGAUACAGUUGAAGUUAUGAUGAUUUCAAAACAAACAGCACAAGAGGGAGAGGAUUUUUCGAAAAAUAAGAAGGACACCGUUUUUGCAUAUGAAGGGCGUAGAUAUGCCAAAAAAUCCAAGUGUUACAUUGAAGAUUUUGGAAAUUUCCCCAUUUAUGCCGGUGCAGAAGAAGAAACAGUGGAAGAACGACUCUUGAAGCUCAGCAAGACAAGGAUGGUACCAAAGGAGCCAGGGAAUUAUUUAGAGCACUUGGAACAGUUUUUCUGUACAACUUGCCCCUCUACACUUCUAAUGAGGAAUGCCAUUUUGCCCAGCAAUCCAACAUACAUCCGCUGGGAAAUUUUCCGUGUAUUAAUGGCAAUUGCCAUUAGUAUUCUUACUGCACUACUUAUUUCGUUUUUGCAUCAAUCCGGAUCCAUCUGGAUCGUGUUGUAUAUUCUUGGACUAUUUUGUUGGGUUGACAUUUAUAUCCGCAUGCAUGUGGCAUUCUAUAAAGAAAACCAGCUCCAAGUCGACACUUUGGAAACAGCAAAGCAUUAUUUGAAAAAUGGCUUUUUAUUGGACUUCAUCAGCUGUUUUCCUUGGGAGAUUGUUGCCUUAUCAUUUGUAAACAUAAAUUUAGGAAAUUUGUCGAGCAGCCUAGAGGCGGUUCAUUUGCUUGCAUACUUCAGAGCGCCACAUAUUUUACAGCUGUACCGAGUUCCUUUGGCAUUUUCUUUUUAUCAGUCUGGCAUUGCAACUGAAAAAACAGCUGUGACAUUUUUCCAACUUUUCCUUUAUACCGCGCUGUGUCUUCACUUUUUCACGUGUUUUGUGUUUGCAAUCGUGUGCCCCCUUGGAGAUAUGAAUGGUGAUCCCUCAAUAUAUACUUUGCCUGGAACAAAACACAAUUGUUCUGCUUCAACAUGGGUGCUACAUUUGGAUUCAACGUUUAUUGUUGAGUUAGAAACUCUAAGCUUUACCGAACUGUAUGGCAUUUCUUUGUAUUUUGCCAUCACAACCCUUUGUGGAGUCGGAUAUGGGGAUAUUCAUCCUACUUCGGCUGCGGUGAGGAUUGCCAUGAUCUUCACUAUACUCGCGGGAACCGUAUAUUCUGGCCUUCUGUCAGGUACUGUUGCUUCAAUACUUACUAACGCAGAUGUAAUCAGAGCUGCUUUCACUGACCGAAAAGACAGUCUUGGAUUAUUUCUCAAGAGUCAGAAAAUAACAGGGCCUAUAUAUGAAAGCAUCAUGAAAUUCUAUGCAUUCAAAUGGAUAAAGACAAAAGGAAUAAACCAUGAUCUUCUCUUUGAAUAUCUUCCAUCAUCACUAUUGGGGGAUUUAUCAACGGUUUUUUAUGCUGGUGUUAUUGCAAAGGCGUUUGGCAUUAAAAUUAAGCGGAAACAAAGGCAAGAUAUGCUAACAGAAAAUUUGAAGACUUUGACUCCAUUGGAAAGGAAGUUGUCAGGAAAAAUGGCGAAACCAUUUUUUCAGGAAACACUGAGGAAGGAGAGCCUAGAGCAACUGGAAACUGAUCCUGGAUUUAUUCGGUUACUGGCCGGAAAGAUCAGAACACGUCUUUUCCGAGCUGGUGAUAUUAUCUUCCGGAGGACUGAGUAUGGAAGUGAGAUGUAUUUCAUUGACAAAGGAGAAGUUCAUGUGUUAUCUAUGGAUGAGGAAACUGUUGUCAUCACUCUAAAGGAGGGAGAGUAUUUUGGAGAAGGUAGCCUAUUGUUUGCUGAACAAAGAACAACAACAAUAAGGGCAGCAUCCAAUUGUCAUCUGUUCAUACUUGAAAAGGAGAGCUUGGAUGAAGCUAUUAGAUACUACCCAACUAUUUUGAGGGACAUUAAGCAAGCUGCUGAAAGAAAACGUGCAGAACAACAACAACGUUUAAACACAGGCAUUUAUGGCUCCAUAGAAAAUACUGAUUCAUCAAUUGUGGAAACAAAUGAAUUACCAAGAGAUACUGGAUAUUUUAAGCUUUACAAUGACUUGAUGGCAGAGGAACACAUAAAGAAACAUCACAGAAGCACAUUCACUAACAACAUGGACUUUAUAGUCACCUUUGUCCAGCGUUUCAUCAAGCACCACAACUUUACUGCGGAUCCUGACAGCCUACUCCGUGUCAUUGUUCAGUACACAUCAUGUGUGUGCAUUGUCAUUGUGUUUUCAAUAGUGGUAGCAAUGCACAGCACUCACACACUUAGCAUCCCUGCCUAUAAUUUGGCCAUUGUUAUUGAAUACCUUCUUCUUAUUGAGAUCAUGUUUAAGUUCCAUCUCUCUUAUUACGAUGACAAUGGAAACUACAUCUCGAACUAUAAAUCUGUAUCUCAGAACUAUUUGUUCCGAAAAGUUGGUUUCUUCUUCGACAUGCUAAGCUGUUUCCCCUUUGCACUGACAGUACUGAAUAUGGCUUAUGGGCGGUCAUCCCACGACUUUGUAGCCAUUUUUACUACAGUCCGUUUGGGACAUACAAUGAGAAUCCUAAAUGUUUUUUAUGUCAUAAGAAAUGAGGAAAGAAACAUCAGUACCAAUUUGCUUCUAAUUAGAAUCAUCAAGUUUUUGGUGCAAUGCCUCUUGCUUAGUUUCAUUAUUAGCAGUUUAUUUGUGCAAAGUGCUCACCAAGGAAGCCCUGGGGAGGAAACCUUUCUUGGCGAUUAUAAAACUAGGGAACCUGAAGCCAAUUGGUUCAUGUUUGGCUUAUACUGGACAGUGGGGACAUACACAGCGACAGGUUAUGGCGAUUUCCAUCCAAAAAGAUUAUUUGAAAUGAUAUUUGCCAUGAUAGUGAUGGUUAUAUCAAAGACUCAUAUAAUCUACCAUAUGGGGGCCUUCACAUCAUCUCAGGCAAACAAGCAAUCACUCCAGAUUGCUUUUGAGGCAAAGUUACAGGGUGUUGAGGAUUACAUGGUUGACUUAAAACUUACAACAGCCAUGGAACAACGGGUGACCCAUUUCUACAACUACAUUUGGACCCGGACAAAAGGAAUAAAAACGGAAGAUUUGUUUGAUGACAUUCCUUUUUCUUUGAAAACCGAUAUUCUUGCAAGAGUAUGUGUUCCUCUACUCAAGCGGCAACAGCUGUUUGCUCAUCUCUCAGAUACCUUUCUGCGACAUCUUUCAACUAAAAUGAAACUAACAAGCUACACUGCUGGGGAGAUGGUAAAGAAAAGAGGAGACGUUGGUGACAGGAUGUGGCUGAUUUUAUACGGAAGAGUAAAAGUCUUCGGUCCUGGAGAGAAGCCUAUGGUCCAUAUUGUGACUACUGGACAGAUCUUGGGUCUCCAUCUUUUGUUUGGACGUCAUCUCUGUGGCCUUACUGCGACUUCUUUAAACUAUGUUGAUGUACUACAUCUGACCAGAAUAGAUUUUGAUAUUGUAUGUUCAUACUACCCUCAUGUUAAGAAAAGACUUUAUAAGAGAAUUACUAAUUUUGCAAGUGUGCCUUUGUAAUGAAGUUUGUAAUGAAGUUCCUUAGAUAUUUUAUGAAUUUUAUGAAUAUGAAGUUCUACCAAAGCUUGUGAAGAUGAGGCUUAGUCAUGACAACCUUUUUGUGAAGUCGUGAAGAUGUUUCUUUUACUGAUGUCAAAUGUCACCAAUCAGUUGACUUCUAUUAAACAGGCAACAUUAAUAAACUGAAUAACAUUGGA